Messenger RNA from Peronospora farinosa, 1206 nucleotides. The record is from the annotation of a GenBank genome assembly. Lineage: Eukaryota; Oomycota; Peronosporomycetes; Peronosporales; Peronosporaceae.
AUGGGCCAAGGACAGAGUUCUAUCCCGACGACGGAAGUGGCGGCGCUCGUUGAGCUCUACGACGCGCUUAAUGGCGACCGCUGGCGCCGUCGCGAUGGCUGGAAACAAACGACGCAAGACCCAGAGCAGUGGUUUGGUGUCGAAGUGUCCAUGGGUCAUGUCGUGGCGCUGGAACUCCGAGCAAAUGAUCUGAGUGGAUGUCUGCCAGCGGCCAGCCUUACACGUCUGCCGCAGCUCCGCGUACUCGACUUGUCCAAGAACCGGCUACAAGGCGACAUCCCGGUCGAGGUGGGGACACUCAGGUCACUCAAGCGUAUGGACUUGAGCUGCAACGAUCUGACGGGCGCCAUCCCGCGUCAGAUUGGCGCCUGUAAAAGCCUGCAGGAGCUUAAUCUGUACCAGAAUGCGCUGUCUGGGACACUACCAAAGGAGCUCGGCAAGCUCCAGAGUCUACGGACAUUGCAGCUGCAGCACAAUAACUUGUGUGGAGCUCUGCCCGAGGCACUUUGUGAACUGACGCAGCUAAGCAAGGUCAGCCUGCGUGGCAAUUGUCUGACAGGACGCAUCCCCAAGGACAUUGGCCGCAUGCAGUCGCUCGUAUUCUUAUCGCUACGCAACAACGAACUCACGGGUAUCAUCCCGCCGUCUCUCGGCUGCUGCAAGACACUUGAGUUCCUUAAUCUUUCCAGCAACCAGCUUAGUGGAUCUAUCCCGGAGUCACUAGGCGAGCUUGAAGAUCUCGAGUAUCUGUACCUGUUUGACAAUGCAUUGGAAGGCAGGGUUCCUGACAGCAUCGCACGACUUAAGUUUCUAAGGGAGUCCGACUUUCGUGACAACCGACUGCAUGGCGAGCUACCUAAUUUCUUGGACGGCUGCUCCAGUCUUGAAGCUGUCAUGACCAAGUGGAAGAACCGCAAAGCCAGCUACCGCCACGCCUUGUUAGGAGAUCCCAUGCCAAGCCCCGACACACCGCCUACGUCUUCGCAUCAGUUUUUGCAGGCACUUGAAGAUCCACCGUCCAACUCGUCAGCCACCUUUUUGAGCCAAAGCUUUGACUAUAAAAGCAGCGGCGACGAGAGUCUCGGCGACGGAUCCCCCGAGGACGACCCCGCAAAAAACUGUCACCUCGUUGCCGAGUUCUCACACAAGCGCGUCUUCCAAGUGCCCGAUACUGCCACCAAGGGUUCCGCAGUCCAGGCACAAUGA